Molecule: messenger RNA, 3803 nt
Organism: Capsicum annuum
Lineage: Eukaryota; Viridiplantae; Streptophyta; Magnoliopsida; Solanales; Solanaceae
Product: transcription factor EMB1444
Exons: 11
Coding region: 996-3206 (736 amino acids)
Biological process (GO): regulation of DNA-templated transcription
Molecular function (GO): protein dimerization activity; DNA-binding transcription factor activity
Source: RefSeq, a predicted model, not a curated record
UAGGUCCUAACUAAAAAGUGAAUUUUGGGAGGUGCAUGUUGCACAUCCGAUCCAAAAGGCCGUUUUAUAUAAAGAGAAGUUCAAAAUCAAAAGCAAUUAGUCCAUAGCUGUACCCUUUCCUAGUAUUAUAUACAUUGCUAUUCAACUUAAAACAAGAAUAACCAGUAUAUUCAAAAUCUUGAAAUAAUAAUGGAGGUGAAUGUUUCAAUUUACAAGAUAACUCUUAAACUCCGUAGGUACUCUUCCCAGAAAGCUUACUGUUGAUGAAAAAAUAGGCAAAAUAUUCUUCCUUCUUUUCUUGUCUACAGUUAAUACAGUUUAAGUUUCUUCAUGUCAUUUUUAUAGAAGUUCAAGUAUCAAUUUGCUAGCCAACUGUAAUUUUCUUGUUCUUGGUCUUUAUAGUUGAUAAUUGUGGUGUCUGGCCAGCUUUCACGCACCUAGAUUAAAUCCACGCAUAUGUGCCACCUCCUACCAACUACGAGCAAACAAGAGAUACAAGGUAAUUCUGUCCACCAAGGCUAGGACAAUCAAGAUUUGAUUUUUAUUGUUCAAGAUUAUGGUUUGAUUUGGAAACUUGCAUGAGUGGUACAAUUCUGUUUUUGGGUGUUGGUUUUCUUGGAUUCUUGAUUUCAUUUUGUGUUGCUGAUUACUAAAUAGAGUUGGUUGGUUGGUUCAAUCAAGACUGUUGAUUAUUUUUUGGUGUGGGGUUUGUUUUUUUGAGCUGUGGGAAGAGGGGAGAAUGGGAAAAGAUGAUGGAAUGCUGCUUCUUUCAACAGUAGGACCGCCAAUCAAGCGGCGAGCAGGGUUGAGAAGGAAGCAGGCAGGCAGAGGAUCAUAUAGAGGAAGUUAGGUAUUGGGAUAAGGGAAGAAAAUUGGGGAUUGUGUAGGGGUAUUUUGAGGUUUAGGACUGGAUUUAUUUUGAGAGUUUUGUUGGGGGGUUGGUUGGUGGUGGGGAUAUUGUGUGUUAAGAAAAUAUUUGGUGAUUGGGAAAGAAUAUGGCAAGCCAACUGCAACAAGCACUGAGGAGCCUUUGCUGCAACACUCCUUGGAAGUAUGCUGUUUUCUGGAAGCUCACUCGUCGAGCUCGAAUGAUGUUAACUUGGGAGGACGCUUACUAUGAUAAUGAUGGGUUUCCAGAGAAAAAAUCUCCUGGUAGCACAGCAGGCAACCUUCAUGAUGGACAUUAUUCCAACACUCGUCUCGGAGUAGCUGUGGCAAAGAUGUCCUAUCAUGUUUAUUCACUUGGAGAAGGUAUUGUUGGGCAGGUGGCAGUUACUGGAAAAUAUCUAUGGCUUUCCGCAGACAAAGGUGCAGCUAUCUCUAGCUUGGCUCCUGAGCACUGUGAUGGGUGGCAAGCUCAAUUUUCUGCUGGGAUUAAGACCAUUGUUGUUGCUGCUGUUGCUCCACAUGGAGUUGUACAACUUGGAUCCUUGGAUAUUAAGAUUCCUGAGGAUUUGAGCGUGGUCAAGCAUAUUGGAGAUGUCUUUUCUGCGCUCCAGGAGUUGAUGUCAAGUUGCUUGCAGAGUUCAAUGCAGAACAGCAUGGAAAAUUCUUGCUUGUCAGAGAUAUCGACAAGGACCUCAGGUCCAGAGGUUUUUCAAGACUGCAUAAGUAAUCUAGGUAGAAGUGUUUGUGAAGAUGGGAGAAAUAUGUGGUCUCCUCUAUAUACAUCUGUUGAAAAAUCUGUUGAUCAUUCUGGUAUCUUCUCGCAAACUGGAAGUCACCCAAAUAAAAUACUUGAAGUGGUUGAUAACCAAGGACUUCAUGGGACAGCAGUUCAAGGAUCUGAUGACUGUGACAAUCUGCUUCUUCCAAACUGUGGAAGUUCCAUUAUAAACAACCAAGAAGAAGGGCAGAUGUGGGCAGAAACUGAUCCAAAUUUUGAAGGGCAAACUAGAAACUUGCGAGUCUUAGGAAAGGGCUCUGUAUAUAAAACUGAGCCAACUUUGAGAAAUGAUGCAAGUAUUGGAAGUGUUUCAUAUGAUGCUGGAAAAGUCACUGAACGCCGUCAGCCAAAUAGAAGCAAUCUUGCUUCUGAAGCUUACAAUGGUCAAACCGGAAUGUUGGGUUUGUUGGAUCUUCCCAAUGCAUAUCCAGAUAAUUGUGCAGAGACAAAUUUAAGUCUUGAGACCGAGUGUAAUUACACAAUGCGCACUCCUUUCAGGUUCUGUGCUGGCUAUGAGCUGUACGAAGCAUUAGGGCCAGUUUUCCAGAAAGAGAAUUCUUCCAAGGACUGGGAGGCAGGGAACCGGGAAGAAAUGGCCGUUGAGAUGCUUGAGGGUAUUGGCUCCAGCAAUCUGUUAACUAACAACACUGGCAAUGAGCAUCUUCUAGAAGCAGUAAUAGCUAAUGUUAACCGCCAUGACAAUGAUUGUAACAGUGUGAAGUCAUUCUGUAAAUCUGUCGAUUCCCUCUUGACCACUGAAAUAUCUGCUGAACCUUGUAGCAGUGAUAUAGGCACAAUCAGUUCUACAUGCUAUUCAUUUGGUCGGGAAACAUUGAACAGCUUCAACUCAUCAGGUACAUGUGGUGUUCGGUCUUCUAGGGGUUUUUCAUCAACCAGUUGUAGCAGAGGUAGCGGACAUGUUGAGAGGCCACUCGAACCUGUUAAAAUGCAUAAAAAGAGAGCUAGACCUGGUGAAAGUUGCCGACCUAGACCCAGGGAUAGACAAUUGAUCCAAGAUCGCAUCAAGGAGCUCCGUGAGCUGGUUCCAAAUGGUUCUAAGUGCAGUAUAGACUCACUUCUAGAACGCACUAUCAAACACAUGCUUUUCAUGCAAAAUGUCACCAAGCAUGCUGACAAGCUAAGUAAGUGCUCUGCAUCAAAGUUUUAUUGGUUACGUUGCAUUGAACAUGUUCAGCUGGCUGACAAGGAAUCGGGUACCUGUGGAACUUCCUCCCAUGAGGUUGGUUCAAGCUGGGCAGUGGAAGUUGGACAUAACCAAAAAGUUUGUCCGAUGAGGGUUGAAAAUUUAGGCAUGAAUGGUCAAAUGCUUGUAGAAAUCUUCGAAGACGGAAGGCAUUUCCUUGACAUAGCAGAAGCAAUACGGAGCUUGGGUCUUACAAUUUUAAAAGGUCUGUCAGAGGUUUAUGGUGAGAGGAUGCAUAUGUGUUUUGUCGUUGAGGGGCAGAAUGAUAGAACCUUGCAUCGCAUGGAUGUAUUAUGGUCUCUUAUGCAGCUACUGCAAGCAAAGAUCAACAUAUAGAGCAGAAAAGUCAGAAUAGACAUUUAGCUAAUCAGACUGAGGACUUGGACUCACUUCUAUUUGUGGGUAUCUGCAGAGUCGGGAUACUGAUUUUUCUAAGGUUUUCUGAUUACCAUCUGAUUUCCCUUUUAAAUGAGGGCUCAUUCCCUUUAUUUGUGCAGUGUGAAAAUGAUAAAUUUUAUGUUUCCUGUUUGUUUCAUCACUAAGUGUAUCGGUAUUUUAUGUGUAAUUCUCUCGUGAGAGAAGCAUAUGCUCUUGACGAGGUGAGGCUUUCACAGAGAUACUCCACGUCAAACCAGUAUUAGAGGUUUGAGACACGAGGGUAAGUGGUGAAUCACUAGUGAUCCCUCCAGAUGAUGGGGAGUAAAAAACAAAAAGGUUUAUGCUCUUCAUCAUGUAACUUUUUUCAGUGUGCUUGUUUUCCAGAAUUUUGGCUUGUACAUCAUUGAUUGACCUUCAACAUGGGGUGACUUAUUUGUUACUGUUGAGAUGCCUUGAUGAUAAUGCAUUUCCAAGUUGUGCUACUUUGGGCAGUCAUUCAUUUCUUUGGGCAAGCAUAAUGCAAAAUUCAGCUUAUUGAAUUCUGCUUUUUGUAUC